This is a messenger RNA of Gracilinanus agilis (Agile Gracile Mouse Opossum), 4113 nucleotides long. It is a transcript of the gene SEMA6B, whose product is annotated as semaphorin 6B. The record is from RefSeq and is a predicted model, not a curated record. The coding region runs from base 54 to 2810 and encodes 918 amino acids. Gene Ontology annotation, biological process: positive regulation of cell migration; neural crest cell migration; negative chemotaxis. Lineage: Eukaryota; Metazoa; Chordata; Mammalia; Didelphimorphia; Didelphidae. Gene Ontology annotation, molecular function: semaphorin receptor binding; chemorepellent activity. The transcript is spliced from 17 exons.
CAGGACAUGAGCUAGAGCGAAGUCAGGAGACGUCCGUCAUUCCCUGCUCACCCAUGUCCAGCUCGGGGAGCCCCCUUCCUGGCCACAGAACCAUGCCCGCGCCCAGCCUGCCACCUUUCCCGGUGCUGAGGACCCGGCCCCACAUUCUGCUCCACAUCCUAACCCUGAUGCUGGGAGCCGUCCAGGGCCUCUUCCCAGAAGAGCCUCAACCCCUCGCAGUGGCCCCGCGGGAUUACUUAAAGCAGUACCCAGUGUUCACAGGCAGCGGGCCAAGCCGCUUCCCUCCAGCCUCCAGUGCCGAAGGGCUCAACAUUCAACGUAUGCUUCGGGUCAACAGGACCCUGUUCAUUGGAGACAGGGAUAACCUCUACCGAGUAGAGCUGGAGCCACCCACAGCCAGUGAACUGCGCUACCAUCGGAAGCUGACCUGGCAAUCAAAUCCAAAUGACAUUAACAUCUGUCGAAUGAAAGGGAAGCAGGAGGGCGAGUGCCGUAACUUUGUGAAGGUGCUACUGGUUCGAGAUGAUAACACCCUCUUCGUGUGUGGGUCCAAUGCUUUCAACCCCAUCUGUGCUAACUAUAGUAUGGACACCCUAGAGCCUCUGGGAGACAACAUCAGUGGCAUGGCCCGAUGCCCCUAUGACCCUAAGCAUGCCAAUGUCGCCCUCUUCUCCGGCGGGAUGCUUUUCACAGCCACGGUCACCGACUUCCUGGCCAUCGACGCUGUCAUCUACCGAAGUCUGGGCGACAGCCCCACACUCCGCACAGUCAAACACGAUUCCAAGUGGUUCAAAGAGCCUUAUUUCGUCCAUGCCGUGGAAUGGGGGAGUCAUGUGUAUUUCUUUUUCCGAGAGAUUGCCAUGGAAUUCAACUACCUAGAGAAGGUUGUGGUGUCUCGUGUGGGCCGUGUAUGCAAGAAUGAUGUGGGUGGCUCCCCUCGAGUAUUGGAGAAGCAAUGGACGUCCUUCCUGAAAGCCCGACUCAACUGCUCUGUGCCCGGAGACUCCCACUUCUAUUUCAACGUUCUCCAAGCAGCCACUGGCAUCCUCAAUUUAGGAGGCCGUCCUGUGAUCCUGGCUCUCUUUUCUACCCCCAGUAACAGUAUCCCCGGAUCCGCUGUCUGCGCCUUCGACAUGGGCCAGGUGGCCGCUGUCUUUGAGGGCCGUUUUCGAGAACAGAAGUCACCCGAGUCCAUCUGGACCCCAGUGCCUGAAGAGCUAGUACCCAAGCCCCGGCCUGGGCUCUGUGCAGCCCCUGGAAUGCCCUACAAUGCUUCCAGUGCCUUCCCUGAUGAGAUCCUCAACUUUGUCAAGACCCACCCCCUUAUGGACGAGGCCGUCCCUUCCCUGGGACAUGCCCCCUGGAUCGUGCGCACCCUUGCCCGGCACCAGCUGACCCGGGUGGCUGUGGAUACCAGUGCAGGGCCCUGGGGGAACCAGACCGUUGUCUUCCUGGGUUCUGACACGGGCACCGUGCUCAAGUUCCUAAUCCGACCUGGUACCAGCCCCCGGGGUCCCACUGAACAGAGUGUCUUCUUGGAAGAGUUUGAGACCUACCGGCCCGACAGGUGCGGGCGUGGCCCUGAGGAGAGCCGGAGGCUGCUGAGCCUGGAGAUUGACCCCACGGCGGGUGCCCUGCUCGUAGCCUUCCCUCGAUGUGUAGUCCGUGUGCCAGUGGCCCGCUGUCAGCAGCACUCGGGCUGCAUGAAGAACUGCAUUGGCAGCCAGGACCCCUACUGUGGCUGGACACCAGACGGUUCCUGCAUCUUCCUGGCCCCAGGCACCAGGGCUACCUUUGACCAGGAUAUCUCUGGAGCUAGCACAUCUGGCUUAGGGGACUGUACUGGGCUCCUUCGGGAAAGCUUCAUGGAGGAGCGGGCUGGCCUCGUGUCCGUGAACCUGCUGGUGACUUCCUCGGUGGCUGCCUUUGUCAUCGGGGCCGUGGUCUCGGGCUUCAGCGUCUGCUGGUUCGUGGGGCACCGGGACCGCCGGGAGUUGGCUCGCCGCAAGGACAAGGAGGCGAUCCUGGCGCACGGCGGGGAGGGCCAGGUGGUGAGCGUGAGCCGCCUGGGCGAGCGGCGUGGGGGGGCGGGGCCCCGGGCCGGGCCCCCGGAGACGCUGCUGGCCCCGCUCAUGCAGAACGGCUGGCCCCAGGCAGCCUUGCUGCAGGCCGGGCAACACGAACUCGCCUCGGGCCUCCUGCCCACGCCGGAGCAGACGCCGCUGCAGCAGAAGCGCUGCCCCAGCGGCCUGCAGCGGCGGGCCUGGGAGCAGAGUCCGGGUGUCCUGCACACCGCCCUCCGCGACCCCUCCGGAAACGCCUCGUCCCUCGGUGCUGCCUCUUCCUCAUCUUCCAUCAUUCUGCUUCACCCUGGCGGUGGCGGCCACGGGCCAGACCCCGAAGCGGGGGGCGAUGUGCGUUUCCUGCCCUCGGCCAUGGCGGGAGGCCGGGACCAAGGGGGCGGCGGGGCUCCCUCCCAAGGCAGGCCGGGCCGGGCCUCGUACGUCGAGUUCCCCAUCACGCCCCACGCCAGCCCCGAUCGGCGGCGGGUAGUCUCAGCACCUACGGGCCACCUGGACCCAGCCACUGACAGCCUCUCCCGGCCCUGGAGCCCUCCCACGGGGAGCCUGACGAGGAGCGGCCACAGUGGCCACGCCGCCCCGGCCCUGCGACGCACCCACACCUUCAACAGCGGCAGCGGGGAGAGUCGCCCCGGGGAGCCUCACCAUGCCCGCCGCCCCCGCCCGCUCACAGACUUCGCCCGCUUACUCCCCUACGGGCCCGAGAGGACUGCACCCCCUGUGCAGUAAAGAGUCGGGGGACACCGCCCAUCAAUGCCCCCCAAAAUCGUCCUGGCCUCCACUUCCCUGGCGAGGGGACCCAGGCAUCGCCCGCCAGCUCGGGCACAGGAAGAAGCUGGCCGGGCAAAAGAUGGCCCCCAGCCCUCAUUAAAGCGACAGCCAGCCCUGGUCCUCCUCAGAGCGGGGUGCUCAUGGGAAGUUAGGGUUCCUUCUCACACCUGCCCAACGCGUCACCCCCAGGGAGCUACACAAGAAGCACAAGAGAGUUCAUCCCUUCCCUUGGGGGUCGGAAGAAGCUGUGCCGGUCUGGGGUGGGAAGGAUUUGGAGUCAGAGGGUCUGGGUUCCAAUCCAGGCUCUGCCUCUGACUAGCUUUGUGACUGUGGGCAAGUCAUCUCACCUCUUUGGGCCUCGGGCCCUGUAAAAUGAGGGACUAGAUCGGACUAGAUGGUGUCUUCAGGUCCCUUCCAGCUCCAAGUCCUCUGACCCCUAUGUUUGGAGGCUGGUCUAUAAUUUCUUAUCUGCCAUUCUCCUGAUUGAUUUUCUUUUUUCUUUCUCUUUUUUUAAUGAAUUGCACAAUCUCAGGCUCAGUGGGACAGGCCAAGGAAUUGCCCCCAUGUGCAGGGGCCAUGGCCUGGGCAGAGCCUCCCCUCCCCUGCCCCCCUGGGUAUCUCUCCCUUCCCCCCCAACGUCCCCCUCGGCCAGGGGUCCUACGAGUGGGGUGUGUGUGUGUGCGUGCGUGUGUGUAUGUGGGGGGGUUGGUGGGUCGGUAUAUGUGUGUGUGAGCGUGUGCAUGCCCGUGUCCAUUUUGGAGGAAGGGGACAGUGGGAGAGGGUGUGCCUGUCCACAGGGGCUGCUGCUGGAAUGUUGGGGUCAUGGGUCUGUCUCAGACAAGGGGGUGCAGAUCCAGGCUGCCGGGACCCAUCUGGGGAGGUUUCUAGCAGGAGAUCCAGGCUCCACGGGGCUCGGAUGUGGCAGAGGAGCAGUUCUGAGGUGGGAUGCCAACCCAGCCUCCCCACCUCACCCCCCCAAUCCCUCACUCCAUGCUCCAGACGCUGCAGCCAUUGCUGCCUAAAGGGCUCGGGUUUGGUGUGGCUCAGGGGAGAGGGUCCUGGGGGGGUCAGGGCCCAUCGCCAUGCGCCCCUGUAAAUAGGGCCCCGGGGCGGGGAGAGGGUCCCCAACACCUCCCAUCCUCUCGUGACCUGUGACCUUCCACCUUUGACCUACAGGUCAUGCAUGCAACAGCUGUGCUCUGUAUUAACUCUGGAAAUUAGCCCUCUCCCCCCACCCCCAAAUAAAACUCUGUUUACAACA